Messenger RNA from Pieris macdunnoughi, 2133 nucleotides. The record is from the annotation of a GenBank genome assembly. Lineage: Eukaryota; Metazoa; Arthropoda; Insecta; Lepidoptera; Pieridae.
AUGCAUUUCGUACCAAGAAUCCAUAUAUAUUUAAUUACAGUUAUUAGUUUAAGUCAUUUGUGUUAUACAAUACGCGAAUAUAAAAAAGAAGAUAUAAUAAAACUGCGAGAGGAGGUUCGUGAAAUGUUCCAGCAUGCUUAUGAUAGUUAUUUAAAAUAUGCAUAUCCAUAUGAUGAGCUGCGUCCAUUGAGUUGUGAUGGCAUGGAUACUUGGGGUAGCUACUCCCUAACUCUUAUAGAUUCCCUGGACAUGUUAGUUAUCAUGGGAAACUACACUGAAUUCAAUAGAGUGGUAGACAUAGUGUUGGAGCGAAAAGACUUUGAUACAGAUAUUAAUGUUUCUGUGUUUGAAACUAAUAUCAGAAUAAUUGGUGGUUUAUUGAGUGCACAUCUUUUAUCUCACAAGUCUGGUAUGAAAUUAGAGCCUGGUUGGCCAUGCAAUGGCCCGUUAUUAAGAUUAGCUGAGGAUGUUGCUCAUAGGCUCAUAGCUGCAUUUGAUACAACCACUGGUAUGCCAUAUGGUACAAUUAAUUUAAGAUCUGGAGUUCCACCUGGGGAAACAAGUAUCACUUGCACUGCUGGUGUGGGGACAUUUAUCAUUGAAUUUGGUACUCUAAGCAGGUUGACAGGGGACCCUUUGUAUGAAGAGGUUGCAUACAAUGCAUUGAAAGCUCUGUACCAUCAUAGGUCACCAAUUGGUUUGGUGGGUAAUCAUAUAGACGUGAUGACCGGCCGCUGGACAGCCCAGGAUGCUGGUAUUGGGGGCGGAGUGGAUUCUUAUUUUGAGUAUUUAGUUAAAGGCGCAAUAUUGUUGGAAAGGCCGGAAUUAAUGUCAAUGUUUAAUGAGGCACGUGCGAACAUUGAUAAAUAUUUGAAGAAAGAUGAUUGGUACGUGUGGGCCACGAUGCUGCGAGGACACGUCACCCUGCCCGUCUUUCAGUCACUCGAGUCCUACUGGCCUGGUGUACUGAGCUUAAUUGGCGAAAGCGAUACAGCUAUGCGAAUCAUCCAUAAUUACCACAGUGUAUGGAAACAAUAUGGUUUUACACCGGAAGUAUAUAAUCUUGGCACGGGGGAGGCAUCUUCGUCAAGGGAGAGUUAUCCCCUAAGGCCGGAGCUUAUAGAGUCAAUAAUGUAUUUAUAUAGAGAAACGAGAGAUCCGAUACUCUUGCAAAUGGGUGAGGAUAUUCUGAGAAGUAUUCAGCACAGUGCAUGGACACCAUGUGGCUAUGCAACGAUAAAAGAUGUCCGCGAUCAUCGCAAAGAGAACCGAAUGGAGUCGUUUUUCUUAGCCGAGACGACAAAGUAUCUUUACCUCCUUUUUGACCCGGAUAACUUUAUUCACAACCCGGGCGUGCACGGGACGGUGAUAGACACACCAAAUGGUGAAUGUAUUGUGGACGUCGGUGGAUAUAUAUUUAAUACCGAAGCUCAUCCAAUUGACCCGACAAUGUUGUAUUGCUGCCAUGAAGCAAGGCAAGGGAUAAAUAUCAGCGAAGUACACAGAGUAUACCAAAUGUUAGAAGAAGAAGAUAACAUACACUUCAUGACUAUGAUAGAUAAAGCAACAGAAAAAACUGUAACUCAAAUGAUAUCGGAGCCUAUGGAAGCUCAAACAAUCACAGAAACAGAUACAUUACGGGAUACAAGUAAAAAUGAAGUGUUCAUCAAAACAGAGACAAGAACGGGCUACGUAAACAUAGACGGUACGGAGAGAGAGAAAACCAAAAAUGAAACAAAACUAAGCGACGUUUUGAAAGAUCGUAUCAACAAUUUCUAUAACAAAACAGAUAAUGAAGACACAAAUCAAGAAAAUUUCACUGAGAAAGUCGAUGUGGACGAUAUUAUCAUCCCCGAAAAACAUGAAGAUAAAUUAGAAUUGCCGAGUUCAACGCGAGCGAAGGAAACAAUGAAAUUGCUGCCCAAAGUAAUUCUGGACUUUUUAAAUAACGACUGGAAGACAAAGCACAAAUGCGAACCGCAGCACAUGUUUGAGAGAAUGAGACGAGAGAAUAAAUAUCCGAUUCACCCAGAUGUGGACAAGUUCGAACUUUUGUUGACGCCGGUGCCAUCUUUCUUACAACGAAUAUCGUUAGCUGGCGAGUUUUUAAAUAAAAAACAAUUAGAAGUAUAG